Messenger RNA from Pleuronectes platessa (European plaice), 8854 nucleotides. RefSeq names its product polymerase (DNA directed), theta (gene polq). The coding region runs from base 204 to 8474 and encodes 2756 amino acids. Gene Ontology annotation, molecular function: ATP binding; DNA binding; DNA-directed DNA polymerase activity. Gene Ontology annotation, biological process: DNA-templated DNA replication; double-strand break repair via alternative nonhomologous end joining. Lineage: Eukaryota; Metazoa; Chordata; Actinopteri; Pleuronectiformes; Pleuronectidae. The record is from RefSeq and is a predicted model, not a curated record. The transcript has 35 exons.
GCGGCGGACUUUUUGAUUUCAGACGCUCCAGCGCUGCUCAACAGAAAGACAAUGUUUAUACUUAGCUUACAAAAUAAAGUUUUAUUUAUAAAAUAACAAUACAACGUGCGUUCGUGUUGUUAAACACAUUUUAUAAACUUACGUCAUGUUGACUAACAUCCAGCUUCUCACACGUUUGUUGGAACCAGCGCAGCUUGUUCACUAUGAGCACCUCGGGUCCUCCGAAGAGGAAGAGCUACAUGGGUCAGCACCAGAUCAAGAAGAAACAAGGCCUCCUUGCUCCCGAGGAGCCUCUACAAGGAGACAGACCGUCAGACAGCAGAGACAGACUCAUGGAUGGAGGUGCAGUGUUCCCACUGGGAGAAUCCACAUUAGCACUUGAUGCAGAGUUGCUGCAGGUGCUGGACGCUGUCGACCCGCUGAAGCCUGCAGCUCGUCCGACCCCAGUAGAGAGAGAUGCACAUGAGGAGCCAGCGUCAUCGGCGGCCUUUGGCCCGGCACACUCGCUUGCACCAGUUGGAGACAAUAAGCGGGAGGGCGAUAGGGCCCCCACAGGUCAGGGACCCCACGGAGCCCCCAGCGCCCAAGAGAGGGUCUCUUGGCGGAGUGUUGAUUGUAAGAGACCAGGUUGGAUGGCUGAGUGCAAAGAUCUCGCUCAGAAGCUUCUGUUCAGUGAGGAUUUGGAGGAAGCGGACGGCGCUAAGAAGGUUUCAGAAAGAGACCAGUCUAUGCCUGCAUCAGCCGACAUUAAUGAGCCACCAUGUCGAGACAUACAAGACAGUCAGCGAGCAGGCAGCUCCAACAAGCAGAAGGGUGCGCCCCGAAGAAGGAGCUCUCCUGGAUCAAGUAAGAACGUUGCCCCCCCUCCGGAUGUGUCCAGAGACUACAUCUUGUUCAGCCCCACGCGCCUCACAGCUGCCAUGAAGCGGGCCAAGCUCCAGCAGUCGUUGCAGAACCAGUCGGCCUCUGUGCUCACAGUCCCCACUGGAUUAGAGCUCAGUUCUCUCAGUGACACCUUACCUCAGCCAGGCAUUGCCCUGUGUGCUCCAUUGAAUCAAGCUGAAAUGCUGCAGUUAUCCAGUUGGGGUUUGCCCAAGGCCGUCCUGGAGUGCUACCAGAAACACAAAGUGACCUGCAUGUUCGAGUGGCAGGCUCAGUGCCUCACUGUGGGACAGGUGCUGCAGGGAGGUAACCUGGUGUACUCCGCUCCCACUAGUGCUGGAAAAACUCUGGUGUCCGAGCUGCUGAUGUUGAAACGUAUUUUGGAGACUAAAAGAAAAGCUCUCUUCAUUUUACCUUUUGUCUCCGUGGCUAAAGAGAAGAUGCACUAUCUUCAAAGUGUAUUUGAAGAGGCAGGGGUUCGUGUGGAGGGAUACAUGGGCAGCACUUCAGCUGCUGGAGGGUUCAAAGCAUUGGAUGUGGCUGUUUGCACCAUAGAAAGAGCCAACUCUCUGAUCAACAAACUCAUUGAAGAGGACAGUAUGGGUCUACUAGGUAUGGUGGUGGUGGACGAGUUGCAUAUGGUCGGGGAUUCUGGAAGAGGAUACCUGCUCGAACUGCUCUUGACCAAAAUCCGCUACAUAGCCCUGAAGCAGAACACCACAGGGUCUUUGUCUGAGGGUGUACAGAUAAUAGGGAUGAGCGCCACCUUGCCUAACCUCUCCCUCCUGGCUAGCUGGUUAGGUGCCGAGCUUUACCAGACUGACUACAGACCUGUACCCCUGCUGGAGCAUCUCAAAGUGGGCUGCAACAUCUACGACAAGAGCCUCUCCGUGGUGCGACAGUUCACCCCGGCACUCAACAUUAAGGGUGACGAUGACCACAUAGUGAGCUUGUGUUAUGAGACGGUGAGUGAUGGCCGCUCUGUGCUGAUGUUCUGCCCCUCGAAGAACUGGUGUGAGAAACUAGCAGACAGUAUCGCAAGGGAGUUCUACAACCUCAGGCUCGCUGAUGGUCAGGGCGACACUAACCUCAGACCAGUGGCUCUGGAUCAAGAGGGACUAGUGGAUGUUUUAGCCCAGUUGAGACGAACUCCUGCUGGGCUUGACCCCAUCCUCCAGCGGACUGUGCCAUGGGGCGUGGCCUUCCACCAUGCAGGGCUGACAUUCGAUGAACGCGACGUGCUGGAGGGAGCUUUCCGUCAGGGCAUGGUCAGGGUCCUGGCCGCCACCUCUACCCUCUCUUCAGGAGUUAAUCUCCCAGCACGCAGGGUCAUCAUCCGAACCCCGACUUUCAACGGACACCUGUUGGACCCGCUCACGUACAAACAGAUGGCAGGACGAGCAGGGAGAAAAGGGGUCGACACUAUAGGUGAGAGUGUGUUGGUUUGUAAGGAGGCGGAGCGUCAGAAAGGCAUUAUCCUCCUCAAAGGUGCUCUUCAGCCAAUCAGCAGCUGUCUGGUGAGAAAGGAAGGGGAAGGUGUCACCACGAGCAUGCUGCGAGCCAUCCUGGAGAUCAUUGUUGGCGGCGUGGCCAGCACUCCACAGGAUGUGUCAUUGUACGCUUCGUGUUCUCUUCUGGCUGCCAGCAUGAAAUGUGACGGCAAAUCCAGAUCAGACGAAGGGACCAACAAAGGGGCUAUUGAGGCCUGUGUUGAAUGGCUGAUGGAUAAUGAAUUUAUUAGCAUCCAGAAGGAGGGAGACGAUCAUGAGGAGCGAUACUGUCCCACUCAACUCGGCGGCGCCACCCUCUCCUCCUCCCUCUCCCCUCCCGAGGCUCUGGGAAUAUUUGCAGAUCUCCAGCGUGCCAUGAAGGGCUUUGUCCUGGAAAAUGAUUUGCAUAUUCUUUAUCUGAUCACCCCGUUGUAUGCAGAGUGGACGACCAUAGAUUGGUAUCAGUUCUUCCGUCUGUGGGAACAGCUCUCGUCAUCGAUGAAAAGAGUGGCAGAGCUGGUCGGCGUCCAGGAAGGCUUUCUCGCCAGGUCUGUCAGCGGCAAACUGGUCGCCAAGACAGAAAAACAGCGUAGACAGAUGGCAAUCCAUAAACGGUUUUUCACCACCCUUGUACUCCAGGAUCUGGUGAAUGAGGUGCCUUUAGGAACAGUAGCUUCUAAAUACACCUGCAAUCGUGGGCAGUUGCAGUCUCUCCAGCAGUCUGCCUCUACAUAUGCAGGUAUGGUGACAGUGUUCUGCAAGCGUCUGGGCUGGCACAACAUGGAGCUGCUGCUGUCCCAGUACCAGACCAGGCUGAGCUUUGGAGUCCAGAGGGAGCUGGUGGACCUGGUCCGAGUCUCCCUCCUGAAUGCAACACGAGCCAGAGCGCUCUACACACAAGGGCUCUGUACUGUCGCUGAACUAGCCAGGGCCACUGUGGCCGACGUGGAGAAAGCCUUAAGGAAUGCAGUCCCAUUCAAGAGCUCCAAACGUGCAGUGGAUGAAAGUGAGAUGGAGGUGGCGGAGAGACGGAAGCUUCGCUGUGUCUGGGUGACAGGUGGGCGGGCCCUGACGGAGCAGGAAGCAGCCAACGAGAUUGUUUCCGAGGCGAGGCUCCUCCUCCGGGAAGACCUGGCCAGGCUAGGAGUUCAGUGGGACCCGACGACACUUUCUCCUGGAGCUCCUGGUGUCAUCAGCCCUGACGACCAUCACAGCAGUGGCUCAGAAACCUCAUCUGGCUCAAAUCUCAUCUCACACGAAGCACAGGGAGGUAACACUAAAGACGGCCAGGAGGGAAGUAGGCUCAAGAAAAGUAAGAGUAGAGAUACUGAUGGACGUAAAGAGGAGGAUUAUAGAAGUGAGAAAAGUAAUCAGGAGAAACCAGGAGGUGAAAUCAGGACAGAGCAGGUUUGGAAGUCCAAUCCUGCUGAGAAGGAAGUAAACAAACAGUUUGAGGUGCACAGAAAGGAAGAUGGAACAGACCCUGAAAUUAUACAAACAGAAAAUGAGAUCCCAGUGGAGAGUGGCAAAGAAACAGAAAAGAAAGCAGAGUCAACUACAAAUAUGUCCAUGUCAAAUAAAAUGAAAAAUCGAAAUGAAAAACUAAAAAGACAAACACCCAUGAGGCCAGAAAAAGAAGAGGAAGAGCCCAAAAAACCAGAGGAGAAAUGUGAAGGCCCAGUUUCAACCAGACCAGUGGGUCAGCAGGCAAAACAGCCCGUUCCUGAGAGAAGUCUGACGCAGGAGUUGGCGGAGAUUGUAUCCAGCCCUCUGCCUCGGUCGCUGCCCCAGCCUCAGCCAACGCCUCCUCCAAUGCCUCCUCCUCGUUUCAGAGCCCCGAGGUCCUGGGUGGAAGAACAACGUAGUGUUUCCACAAGCACUUUAAAAAGAGACAGCACCACAGGGGGGGCUGCCUCACCUGGGCAGCAAAGUAGACAGAAGCACUCAAGGGCUCUAAGCAAAGUCCUGAACUCCAUACAAACGGACAAAUGUCCCCAAGAUAACGUAGAGACUGUGCGAACAUCCCCCCUGAAAUCGUCCGACACCUCAGGUCCUGCAGUCCAGCAGCCGACUACUGACCCCGGGCAACAAACUCCUCCCUCAGUUUCUGCCCCGACAAACGGCGCCACAUCAGAUCCUCCAUUAUUCUCUCCGGAAGCCAAGCGGAGAAGGGUAGAGGCCGGAGAGGUGGAUAAGUUCUCGUCUCCGGAGCUGUACGUGGAAGAUGGGGGAGAUGUUGAAAAGGGACAGGAGAGCUUUGGCGACAGCUUUGAAUUGGACACUCAGACAGAAAGAAUUCUCGUUCAGCAGUCAUACGAAUACAGGAAGGAGAAAGGAAUGAAUGAGAAGUUAGAAACAGAAAAGACAAAAGAGGAGGGGACGGUAGAAACAGCUGUUAAGCCCGAGGGAGUUAACGGACCGGCCCCUAACAACCCAUGUCCCAGAUUCAACAUCUCUUUGACAGAUAGCCAGAUGGAGCUCAUCCUAGACACCAGCCACCAGAUGUCUCCUGGUCCUGGUGGGGGUAAUAACAUGGAUGAAGGUAAAAAUGAAGGUGGUGAUGAUGGUACUGACGCCCCUGCUGCCAAUCAGGUUGCUUCUGAGAGUCCUAACCGAAGCAGCAGCUUCCUGUUCGACAGCCUGUAUGACAGCGCCCUGCUGGCUGGUCUGAGCCCACACCACCAGUCAGAUGAGGAGGAAUCUGAUGGCCAGGAGCAGAAGUGCCCCCUUCCAUCGACCCAGGAGCGACGACGCAGCGAGCUCCUCGCCAACCAGGAGGCUGAUAAGCAGGAGGCGGUGCAGUGGGGCGAGUCCUCCUUCAACCUGUCGGAGUGGGGCGACUCGCUGUUUGUGGGAGAGCAUUUUAUGGAGAGGCAGAGCUCGCUCAGGCAUACGGAGCGAACGCAAACAGAGCAAGAAGGAUUACAUCAAGCUCAGGAACCCAACGCAGAGGAACAGCUGCUAGAUUCUCCAUCUGAACCUGGUCCGAUACAAACACAACCUGAGCGCACUGCAACUCAACGUGAGUGUGACAAGGACACAGCUGCAGGGUGCACUACUGACCACAAAGCAAGUGGGAGACAGGGGGGUGAAAGUGGAAAGCAAGAGACGGAAACAAACAUGAAGGUUUUACUUGUAGAUAAUGCACCUGAAAGAAAUCUUUGUUGCAGCCCUGAUUUACAAGAGAUCUUUGACCGUUGGCCGAGUAUGUCUGACCAGUCCUGGCAAAACACUAACGCAGGCCACAUAGCCACUCAAACAGCCGCUGCCGCCGCUGCUGCUGCAAACACAGAAACUGCAGAUCCACCUCAGCACUCAAUACAAGCGGGCAGGAACACAGGAAAGCUGAAUGUGCAACCUGCUGCUGCUAUGAGUGAAUCUCAGUCGGCACAACCCUCCAGUCAGGACGCUGAGAAUGUCAGAGAGAGACCAGGAUCUGCUGGUGACCUCAUUCCCCCCACCCAGGAAACGCCGCCGGUCACCCCCAGAGUAAAACUAACCACCUCCUCGGUCCAGUCGCCUCUCACCACCAAGCCCCUGAACCAGUCGACCCCCUCAACCCUUCCUCCACGGAAACAGGCAGCCCGGAAAUGUCGUAAAUCUCUCUCAGGACACGGUCAUUAUCCAUCAGAAGCUACCGACACUAAACAGCCCAACUCUGAUCGGAGCCACAAGCUAGAGAAACCAAAAUCUUUAACUACACUUCCUGAAUCCGAGCUGAGGUCUGUUCAAUGCUCCAAAACCAAACCCCUGCUACGCAGCGACCAGCAGCUCAGCCGGCCUCCACAGGGCACCUCUCCGUCCUCUCACCGACCAAAGACUCCAUCCGACACAGAGUCGCCAGUCGUUGAAGGCUUCACUCUUCAGCUGUCCGAAGAAGCGUCACUAAAUUCCAGCAACUCUGGGUCUUUCUCCAUCAUCGACGUGGCGAGUGACAGGGGCCUGUUUGAAACUUUCAUCAGAGAGUGGAAAACUAAGGAGCGGUACUCUCUGGCGUUGGCGUGUGAGAAGAGGGAGCGCAGUGAUCAGCCUGUGGAGGAAAUAGGAGGGAAACACAAGAGAGCAUCAGCAGCCCAUCAGAAGCUCAAUGGUUUCCCAGUGAGAAACAGUGAUGGACUGGUGCUGAUUGGACUGUCGGUCUGCUGGGGAGCAAGAGACGCGUACUACAUAUCUCUGCAGCACGAGCAGAGCAAAGGUUUGAGCUCCAGUCUGGCUCCUCCUCUGCUGGAUGAGGAUCUGCCAGUGAGUGAGAGGCUGGGGCAGGUGAGGGCUUGUCUGAGCCGGCCAUCAGAGGGUCCCAGUGGGGUAGUGGUUGUCACUUAUGACAUCAUCCCGGUGUACAAGACGCUUGUACUGAGCUGUGGCAUCAGCUUGGAGGGAAGCUGUGAAGACCCCAAGGUCGCCUGCUGGCUGGUGGACCCUGGCAGUGAGGAGAGGACUCUGCCCAACAUGGUGAUGGCCUUCUGUCCUGAAGAGCUACCUCUGCUGGAUGGACUCGGAAAUGCACAUGCACACUGUCCCCGUGUCAGGGCGGCGACCAAGAGCGUGCUGGUACAUGCUGUCAUGAAGCACGUCAGCGGCCUGCUGGAGCAGGACGGCAUGCUUGAUCUAUUCAGGAGCAUUGAGAUGCCUUCUCAGGUGAGUUUGGCCCUGUUGGAACUGAAUGGUGUGGGCUUCAGUGCUGAGGAGUGUGAGAGACAGAAACACGUGAUGCAGGCCAAACUCUCCACGCUGGAGUCUCAGGCGUACAACCUGGCUGGACACGGCUUCUCCCUCACCAGUGUGGACGACAUCGCGCAGGUUUUGUUCUUGGAGCUUCACCUGCCUCCAAACGGAGACGUGGGCGGAUCAAAAAGUAAGAAGACUCUGGGCUACACCAGGAGAGGCGGUGGCAGAGUACGGCUCGGGAAGCAGUUCAGCACCACCAAGGAUGUUUUGGAGAAACUGUGCCCCUUGCACCCGCUGCCAGGUGUGAUUCUGGAGUGGAGGCGGAUCACUAAUGCCCUGACCAAAGUGGUGUUCCCCCUGCAGAGGGAGAAACAAUAUCAUCCUGGACUGGCCAUGAACAGAAUUUACUCCAUCGCCCAGACACACACAGCCACAGGUCGCGUGAGCUUCACUGAUCCCAACAUACAGAACGUCCCCAAAGACUUUGAGAUCGACAUGCCCACGGAGGUGGAUGAGAGUCCUCCUUCACAAAACGGCUGCCAGAACAAACCAGGAAAGAAGAGACGCCCUGCGGUGCCUUCAGUCACAGCUGGAGCUGCAGGACAAGGCCCGACCUUCUCUGUCAGCAUGAGACACGCCUUUGUACCGUUUUCAGGAGGAAUGAUAUUAGCAGCCGAUUAUUCCCAGCUGGAGUUGAGGGUGUUGGCUCAUCUGUCCAAGGAUCAGCGACUUCUGCAGGUGCUGAACGGAGGAGCAGACGUGUUCCGCUGCAUCGCCGCCGAGUGGAAAAGUAUCGACCCGGAGACGGUGAACGACAACCUGAGACAACAGGCGAAACAGAUUUGUUACGGUAUCAUUUACGGGAUGGGAGCCAAGUCUCUGGGGGAACAAAUGGGAGUGGAGGAGAAUGAUGCAGCCUGCUACAUAGAGAGUUUCAAGUCCAGAUACAAAGGCAUCAAUGCUUUUCUUAAAGAAACCGUGAAGAACUGUGUAAAGAACGGCUACGUCCAGACGCUGAAGGGCAGAAGGAGAUACCUCCCUGGAAUCACUAACACCAGCUCGCACAUCAAAGCACAUGCAGAGCGUCAGGCGGUGAACACGACUGUUCAGGGCUCAGCAGCAGACAUUGUUAAACUCGCCACCGUGAACAUCCAGAAGCGACUGAGGAAAACAUAUCCUGCUGCUCCCGCGUCUCACCAGCACACACUCUCAGCCAGGAACCAGAGCAGGGCUCGGAUGUCUCACCUAAGAGGAGCCUACUUUGUCCUGCAGCUGCAUGAUGAGCUCAUCUAUGAAACCACAGAGGACGACCUCAUCCAGGUUGCUCAGAUAGUAAAGAGAGAGAUGGAGUCGGCCGUAAAACUGUACGUGAAGCUCAAGGCCAAAGUCAAGGUGGGACCCAGCUGGGGGAACCUGCAGGACAUCGAUCUGUAGUCACAAUGUUUUAAUGUCUGAUACCAACAUGAAGUUACUGUAGUUCCGUGUGUAAAUAACGUCUGUGAAAAAUAUUUUUUAACACUUACAUUAAUGAAAUGCAUAAAUAUAAGAGCCAUGUUUGCUCCAUGAACUCUAAAUGAACUAUUGAAUGUAUUUUCUAAUUCAUCUCCCUGGUUUACAGGAUCAAAAAAGUAUAAAUGUGAAAAUAAUCAAAUUUUAUUUAUUAAUACAUGACAUUUUUUAUGCAAGAUGAAUUUCUGUUAUUUAAUAAAUUGACAAAUGGUUAUUUUAACGAUAUAUUAAUGUGUUGAUUAGUCAUUUGUCUAAAAUGUUCACUGUGAUAUGACAGAAGCAGCAAAACUUCUAAUGUAAGAAAU